Amborella trichopoda is the source of this 1268-nucleotide messenger RNA. Its product is annotated as putative aquaporin SIP2-1. Gene Ontology annotation, biological process: transmembrane transport. NCBI's taxonomy places the organism in Eukaryota, Viridiplantae, Streptophyta, Magnoliopsida, Amborellales, Amborellaceae. The record is from RefSeq and is a predicted model, not a curated record. Gene Ontology annotation, cellular component: membrane. Gene Ontology annotation, molecular function: channel activity.
CCUACGCAGAAAAAGAGUGUUGCCCUUCGUCUCUCUCUCAUAUGGUGGCUGAAAUCAUAUCUAUAUUUUUUACAGAGGAAAAUUCAGAGAGAGAGAUUGAACUCACAUGUCAAGAAAUUAAAUUCAAAAUGACUUUGACGAAGACCAUCGUUGUCAAGUCUUGCACAAAUUUUCUCUCUCUCUAAAGUUGAAAAGCAGUCUGUUUGAAUCGCCAGGCAUGAGCAUUACCCAGAAAACCCCAUAAUUCACUCAAUUCUAUAGCCAAAGUUUUUGAGAAUAAUGGACAGGAGCGUCCAUCUGAUUCUCUGUGAUUUCAUUAUUUCCUUCUUGUGGGUAUGUUCAGGGGCCGCCAUUAAGCUUUUUGUGGUCCAAUUUCUAGGGUUAGGGUUUGAACCCAAAGGGGAAAUUCUGAGAUGGGUUCUUGCCAUUUCUGCCAUGUUUUUGUUUGCAUGGUUUGGGAAAUUAACUGGAGGUGGGUCUUAUAAUCCCCUCACUGUUCUCUUACCUGCCAUUACUGGUAGCUAUCAUGCCUUGCUUCUCACUAUAGUGGCCAGGAUUCCAGUUCAGGCAUUUGGUUCUUUGCUUGGGGUUAAAUUUGUGGUCCAUAUUUUGCCCCAAGUGGGUUAUGGUUAUCGCCUGAAUGUGGAUAUGCACAAGGGAAUGCUGACAGAAGGGGUUCUCAGCUUCAUUAUUGUGAUGGUUUCACUUUGGCUCUCAAAGAAAGAUGCACACAAUUUCUUCAUGAAAACAUGGAUUUCAAGUAUCUUCAAACUCUCUCUCCAAAUUCUUGGUUCUGAUUUAACUGGAGGAAGCAUGAACCCAGCCUCUGCAUUUGCUUGGGCACAUGCUCGAGGCGAUCACUAUACAAAGGAGCAUUUGUAUGUGUAUUGGCUUGCUCCCAUUGAGGCAACACUCUUGGGGGUCUGGAUCUUUAGGUGGCUUGCUCAGCCUCAAAAAGAACAAGUAGAUAAGACGACCAAGAUCAAGAAGAGCGAGUAAAAGGUGUCUACAAAGUGCACUAUCAUGGCUUAGGCCUCUAAGCUUCAUUGAUGGAACCACCUAGGCAAACAUGGUGUAUUUUCGCUGACUUUAGAUCCAUUGUGUAAAAAUUGUGUAAAUUGAUUGGUUGGUUUAUCAAAGGCAGGAACAUUUUUUCGUUCAUGAAUCGUAAGCAAGAAGGAAAAAGAAUGUGGAAUUGUCUCAUGGUUGUGGCUUUGGUUUGUUGGGUAUUGGUUCUGAAGCAUGAAUAUUUCCGUCGCAUUAAGGUC